Nicotiana attenuata is the source of this 349-nucleotide messenger RNA. RefSeq lists its product as uncharacterized. The record is from RefSeq and is a predicted model, not a curated record. NCBI's taxonomy places the organism in Eukaryota, Viridiplantae, Streptophyta, Magnoliopsida, Solanales, Solanaceae.
CACUCUAAGCCCUUGUCCAGUUGAAGCCUACAUCCCCAGCUAAUUUCAUUUUCUUUCUCUCUUCGAUCUCAGAACAAACAAAGCCAUGGCUACUUCGUUGACAAUGGCGGCUCGUCGAGCAGCAGCCUUCACUCGCUUCCCCUCCUCAGCCACUUCUCUCGUUCAGCGCCGUGGCCUUGCUGGUGCAGCUGAUCAUCACGGGCCUCCUAAGGUCAAUUGCUGGUCAGAGCCGAUGAAUCCUGCCCAAUGGAAGGAAGAACAUUUUGUGAUUGUAUCUUUGUCCGGUUGGGGCUUGCUGUUCUAUAGUGGGUACAAACUCUUCACUGGAGGCAAGAAGAACAAAGAAGAG